This is a messenger RNA of Rotaria sordida, 1392 nucleotides long. The record is from the annotation of a GenBank genome assembly. NCBI's taxonomy places the organism in Eukaryota, Metazoa, Rotifera, Eurotatoria, Philodinida, Philodinidae.
AUGGGUGACUACUCGAAAGCACUUGAAUUUUACGAAAAAGCACUUAAAAUAAGAGAAAAAGCCCUGCUUCCGAAUCAUCCCGAUUUGGCUACUUCCUACAACAACAUCGGUAGAGUGUACAACAACAUGGGUGACUACUCGAAAGCACUUGAAUUUUACGAAAAAGCACAUCAAAUUAAAGAAAAAGCUCUGCCCCCUAAUCAUCCCUCAUUGGCUACUUCCUACAACAACAUCGGUCUCGUGUAUGACAACAUGAGUGACUACUCGAAAGCACUUGAAUUUUACGAAAAAGCGCAUAAAAUCUAUGAAAAAGCUCUGCCUCUGAAUCAUCCCUCAUUGGCUACUUCCUACAACAACAUUGGUGGAGUGUAUAAGAACAUGGGUGACUACUCGAAAGCACUUGAAUUUUACGAAGAAGCACAUCAAAUCUUCGAAAAAGCUCUGCCUCCGAAUCAUCCCUCAUUGGCUACUUCCUACAACAACAUCGGUGAAGUGUAUAACAACAUGGGUGACUACUCGAAAGCACUUGAAUUUUACGAAAAAGAUCUCGAAAUCACGAAAAAAGCUCUGCCUCCGAAUCACCCAUCAUUGGCUAUUUCCUACAAUAACAUCGGUAUGGCGUAUUUCGGCAAAGGAGACUACUCGAAAGCACUUGAAUUCUACGAAAAAGCACAUCAAAUCUACGAAAUAGCUCUGCCUCCGAAUCAUCCCUUUUUGGCUACUUCCUACAACAACAUCGGUGGAGUGUAUGAUGACAUGGGUGACUACUCGAAAGCACUUGAAUUUUACGAAAAAUCACAUCAAAUCUUCGAAAAAGCUCUCCCUCCGAAUCAUCCCUCAUUGGCUACUUCCUACAACAACAUCGGUCUCGUGUAUAACAACAUGGGUGACUACUCGAAAGCACUUAAAUUUUACGAAAAAGAUCUCGAAAUCACGAAAAAAGCUCUGCCUCCGAAUCAUCCCUCAUUGGCUACUUCCUACAGCAACAUCGGUGGAGUGUAUAAGAAUAUGGGUGACUACUCGAAAGCACUUGAAUUUUACGAAGAAGCACAUCAAAUCUUCGAAAAAGCUCUGCCUCUGAAUCAUCCCUCAUUGGCUACUUCCUACAACAACAUCGGUGGAGUGUAUAACAACAUGGGUGACUACUCGAAAGCACUUGAAUUUUACGAAAAAGAUCUCGAAAUCACGAAAAAAGUUCUGCCUUCGAAUCAUCCCGAUUUCGCUUAUUCCUACCACAAUAUCGGUUUGGCGUAUUACGGCAAAGGUGACUACUCGAAAGCACUCUCAUUCUUAGAAAAGGCACUUGUUAUCCGUCAAAAAUCACUUCCGCCAACACAUCCUCUAAUUAAAGAAACGAAAGAUAACAUUGGCUAUGUAAAAAAGAAAAUGUAA